UCAAGAAUAGCCACGUCUCAUGCAGUAGGCAAAAUAUCAUCGGUUAAUUGUGGCUAUAAUGUCAUCCCCCAACCCGCUGGAAGAACCAGCGUUUGGCUCUCUUUUCUAUAUAUAGACUUUGUUCUUUCAAGUAUUGAUCAUUCUCGGGAACUUCCAACUUUUUUUUCAUAUCAUAAUCAACGUACAUAAAUCAUGGAAUCCUCCAGCAACCGCUUAUCUGGAGGACUGACGCCGUGGUCCAGCGGCCUCUUUGGCUGCUUCGACGAUGUUGUCAACUGCUGCAUAACGUGGUGGUGUCCAUGCAUUACGUUCGGGCAGAUUGCUGAGAUUGUAGACAAAGGAGCAACAUCGUGUGUGAUGGCAGGAGGUAUUUACGGCUUGAUAGCCUGUGUGCUUGGUUGUGGGUGCAUCUAUUCUUGCUCCUACCGCUCAAAGUUGAGGGAUCAAUACAUGUUGACGGAGAGCCCCUGUGCUGAUUUUUUAGUUCAUUGUUGUUGUGAGACGUGCGCCUUGUGCCAAGAGUAUCGCGAACUUAAAAGCCGUGGAUUCGAUGUAUCAGCCGGGUGGCAAGCAAACGUGGAUAGACAGACUCGUGGGUGGCGAUGGCAGCUAUGGUUCAAGGUGGGAUGACCAGAUAAAAAGGAGAGAAGGGACACAUCUACAUUUACCCCUAAAAUUAUUUAUUAACAAAAUGUGACUAAAUAACGUGUGAUUAAGAGUUAUAAGUGAUAAUAUCACAUGACUCUUAGCAUUAUUUAUAUAUUUUUGUUUCAUGUAUUGUAUUAUUUUGUAACCGUACAUUAACUCGUCACUGGGUGCCUUCUUCUUG
Diospyros lotus (date-plum) is the source of this 829-nucleotide messenger RNA. RefSeq names its product cell number regulator 1-like. NCBI's taxonomy places the organism in Eukaryota, Viridiplantae, Streptophyta, Magnoliopsida, Ericales, Ebenaceae. The transcript is spliced from 4 exons. Bases 193 to 630 code for a protein of 145 amino acids. The record is from RefSeq and is a predicted model, not a curated record.